Messenger RNA from Mandrillus leucophaeus (drill), 1660 nucleotides. It is a transcript of the gene SLC35F4, whose product is annotated as solute carrier family 35, member F4. The coding region runs from base 360 to 1448 and encodes 362 amino acids. The transcript has 8 exons. The record is from RefSeq and is a predicted model, not a curated record. Gene Ontology annotation, cellular component: membrane. NCBI's taxonomy places the organism in Eukaryota, Metazoa, Chordata, Mammalia, Primates, Cercopithecidae.
GAUGAACUAUUCUUGGAUCUCUUCCACAAACUGACCAGUGGGAGGCAGCUGGCAGUAAGCAAUGGGCUCUGCAGUAUAUCACAUAAGGAACAGGAGGUACCUCCAGAUCAUCAGUCACUCGAUGUAAACCAGGAGCCAACUGCCCCAGUUCACACAGUGGCAUCAGUAGACAACUGUCCCCGCUAUCUGUCACCGAAGAUUCCUCUGCUCCUAUUCUUGAACUUCAGAACCGAGGAUCCUCAGGAGUUUGUGGACACAGAGUUGAGAGACAGAACAGAUCAGACGAUGGGACACAGACUCAUUCUGAGAACAGCAGCCAAGAAAACAGAAUCAAGGCUCGCUGCCUGUCCUGCACGUCCAUGGUUCUGAAGGGCAUCUGGGGACUCUUGAUCAUCUUGUCAGUAUCAUCGUCUUGGGUUGGAACUACACAGAUUGUAAAAAUUACUUAUAAGAACUUCUAUUGCCCAUUUUUCAUGACUUGGUUUUCAACAAACUGGAACAUUAUGUUUUUCCCAGUCUAUUAUUCUGGUCAUCUAGCCACUGCUCAAGAAAAGCAAUCUCCAAUGAAAAAAUUCAGGGAAUGCAGUCGGAUUUUUGGUGAAGAUGGUCUGACAUUGAAGCUCUUUCUUAAAAGAACUGCUCCCUUUUCUAUUCUAUGGACUUUGACUAAUUACCUUUAUUUACUGGCUUUAAAGAAGCUGACGGCCACUGAUGUCUCCGCUCUGUUCUGUUGUAACAAAGCCUUUGUCUUCUUGCUGUCGUGGAUUGUGCUGAAAGACAGGUUCAUGGGAGUGAGGAUAGUUGCUGCAAUAAUGGCAAUUACUGGCAUUGUCAUGAUGGCGUAUGCAGAUAAUUUCCACGCUGAUUCCAUCGUAGGAGUGGCAUUUGCAGUGGGCUCAGCCUCUACAUCUGCAUUAUAUAAGGUCUUGUUUAAAAUGUUUCUUGGAAGUGCCAACUUUGGGGAAGCCGCACACUUUGUCUCCACCUUGGGUUUCUUCAAUUUGAUCUUCAUCUCCUUCACCCCAGUCAUCUUGUAUUUCACCAAGGUGGAGCACUGGUCCUCUUUUGCAGCUCUGCCGUGGGGCUGUCUCUGUGGGAUGGCAGGGCUGUGGCUUGCCUUCAACAUCCUGGUGAAUGUUGGGGUGGUGCUGACAUACCCAAUCCUAAUCUCCAUUGGGACAGUGCUCAGCGUUCCUGGAAAUGCAGCUGUGGAUCUCCUAAAGCAGGAGGUGAUAUUCAAUGUCGUCCGCCUGGCUGCUACCAUCAUCAUCUGCAUUGGGUUUCUGCUGAUGCUGUUGCCUGAAGAAUGGGAUGAAAUCACCCUGAGGUUCAUCAACAGCCUGAAGGAAAAGAAGAGUGAGGAGCAUGUGGAUGAUGUGACUGAUCCCAGCGUACACCUGCGAGGCAGAGGCAGAGCCAAUGGGACAGUGUCUAUACCACUGGCUUAGAGAGGGACACAUUUUGAAUGCACGUGUAUGUAUAUUCUGUGAAUAUAACAAAAUUUUCUCACUACCUGUACACUCAAAUGACAGUAUUAACUCUGAAUUUGGAUAAAUCAUAUGUGAAAUAAUGCCAACAAUAAAAGUUUACAUUUAUAUGCUUAUCAAGGAAUUGGUGUAAAUAAUCAUAAUAGUUUUUUUAUUAAAACACAUUUGUCCUU